GACCCUUUGAAGAGCGAACUGACGGAGUUUGUGCUGUCAUAAGCUAGCAUAUUCGAAGGUUCCCUUGACUUUGACAUGGAGAAGCUGAAAACGCUGCUCGUCGCGAACCGAGGCGAAAUCGCGGUCCGCAUAUGCAAGACUGCAAAAAAGCUCAACAUCAAGACCAUUGCCAUCUAUUCAGACGCUGAUGCUGCAUCGCAACAUGUCCGCGAGGCCGAUGAAGCCGUUCUUCUAGCUAGCAGCAAUGCCACAGCAUACACUGACGAGCAGAGCAUUAUCGAUAUAGCCAAACAGACCAAGGCCGACGCCAUCAUCCCUGGUUAUGGAUUUCUUUCCGAGAACGCACACUUUGCGCGACUCGUUGGCGAAGCUGGCAUCGCGUGGGUUGGCCCGUCACCCGAAUCCAUUGAGGAAUUCGGCGUCAAGCAUGUCGCGCGUGAAUUGGCCGAGAAGGCUAAUGUCCCCAUUGUCCCUGGAACCAAAGGUCUAGUCGAAGAUGAAGAAGCUGCAGCAAACGCCGCUGAGAGCAUCGGCUUCCCGGUUAUGCUCAAAACGACGGGCGGAGGCGGUGGCAUGGGACUGGUCACGUGUAACAGCGCCAAUGAGGUCCGCAAUGGCUUUAAAAUGGUUCGAUCGCGCGGAAAGACGCUUUUCAAGAACCCGGGGGUCUUCGUUGAGCGUUUCUAUCCUGCGAGCCAUCAUGUCGAGGUUCAAGUGUUCGGCAACGGCCAGGGCCAGGCCAUCCAUUUUGGCGAACGUGAAUGCUCGAUACAGAGGAGACACCAGAAGGUCAUCGAGGAAUGUCCAAGUCCUUUUGUGGAGAAACACCCAGAGUUACGAAAGAAAUUGGGGGAUGCUGCUGUCCACCUAUCGGAGUCGAUCAAGUAUGGGUCUGCAGGAACCAUUGAGUAUCUCGUCGAUGACAACACGGGUGACUUCUUCUUCCUCGAGAUGAACACUCGACUUCAAGUCGAGCAUGGAAUUACCGAACUUUGCUACGGCGUCGACCUAGUGGAGCUUAUGUUAAAGCAAGCGGAUUCCCAGCUUGCUGGAAAAGGCGGGCUUGAUGGAAAUGUGCUGAAGGAAAUGCAACCCUCAGGACCAUCUGGUGUGGCUAUCGAAGUUCGCAUAUACGCCGAAAACCCCCUAAAGGACUAUGCACCCUCACCAGGCCUUCUUCAAAAGGUCGAGUGGAAGAACGUCUCUGGCAGUCGAAUCGACACUUGGGUGUUCACCGGCUCACGCAUCACACCAAAUUAUGAUCCUCUCAUUGCGAAAGCCAUGAUCCAUUCCAACUCCCGUGUGAAGGCAAUUAGCAGCAUGAAAGAAUUACUUGACGAAUCUUCAAUAUGUGGCCCACCUACUAAUCUAGAGUUCCUUGCAGAGAUCAUGGAUGACCCAACAUUCAAAUCAGGAAACACAUUAACCAGCUUCCUUCAAUCGUUCAAAUACGUGCCUCAUGCGAUUGAUGUCAUCUCAGCAGGCGCCUACACCCUCAUCCAGGACCUUCCCGCCAGACCGACGGUCGGCAAGGGAAUACCUCACUCUGGGCCGAUGGACCCCUUGGCCUUCCAAAUCGCUAAUAUGUUGGUGGGAAAUCCGCGCGGCAGGGAAGGUCUAGAGAUCACUUUGAGUGGACCUGAGCUUCGCUUCGUUGGGCCAGCCAUUGUUGCUUUGUGCGGAGCCCCGAUGGAAGCCUCGCUGGAUGAUAAAGAGUUUCCCAUGUGGGCCAAGGUCAAGGUAGAGGCAGGGCAAAAGCUGAAGAUUGGAAAAACAACUGGCAAUGGGUGCCGAUCCUAUCUUGCAGUGUUUGGUGGAUUCCCCGAAGUCGCCGACUACUUCGGUUCCAAAUCUACCUCUCCACUAGUCGCUAUUGGGGGCUAUCAAGGCCGAUCGCUAGCUCCGGGAGACCUCCUUCGCACAGUAGCAAAACUCCCAGAUUAUGUCGGCAUAGUAUCCCUUCCAGAGAGAUUACGACCAGUAUACAAUUCUCACUGGGAGAUCAAGGCUAUGGUCGGUCCUCACGAUGAAGGAUACCUUCUACCCGAAGACAUUGAAAUGAUAUACAGCACCGAAUGGAAGAUUUCUCACAAUGCUUCUCGAAGUGGAAUUCGUCUCGUCGGCCCUGUUCCGAAAUGGGCGAGGAAGGAUGGCGGCGAAGGCGGUGCUCAUCCGAGCAACCUCAUCGAAUACGGAUAUCCUCUUGGAACCCUCAACUGGACCGGCGAUGAUCCCUGUAUCUUCCCCAUUGAUGCGCCUAACUUCGGUGGCUUUGUUAGCAGUACCACUAUCAUCCGGGCAGAAUGGUGGAAGCUUGGCCAGAUUAAGGCAGGCAACACGUUGAAGUAUGUCCGCGUCGGCUUGGAGGAUGCACUGAAGAAGCGAAAGAAGCUGGACGGAUUUCUAGACUCUGUUGAGCAUGCGAUUCAGUCUAGUGGAAGCUUCGACAAUAUCGACAAGCUGCAGGCAUGUCACGUGGAUUUCCAUGAGGGUGACAUAGGCAAGGCAGUCAUCUGGGAGCAGGAGGGAUAUGGGCAUAUACCCCCGGUGAAGUAUCGGCAGGGCGGCGAUGACCACCUCAUCAUCGAAUAUGGCAACGACACCUUCGAUCUCAACCACCGCAGCCGCGUCACUGCCCUCGAAAACGCCCUAAACUCCCCCUCCACACCCACCCUCAUCGCACAAAAUCUCAUCAACACAGUCGGCUGUUGCACAACCCUCCUCCUCUUCUACAACGGCGCUCUCCUCCCCCGCAGCACCCUCCUCUCCCACCUCCUCACCCUCGAAACCCAACUCGGCUCUCUCCGAACUGUUAAAGUCCCGACUCGCCUCUUCCACCUCCCCAUAACCUUCGAAUCCCAGGCCCAAACUAAAGCUACGCAACGAUACAUAACAAACCAAAGACCCCACGCUCCCUACCUUCCUGACAACCUCGCCUUCGUCGCCGCAAACAACGCAUUCACACCAGGUCAGCUCAAAAACAUUUACCUUACGGGGCAAUUCAUGGCGGUGGUAGUUGGGUUUUUCUGCGGAAACACAGUAUCGCUUCCCGUAGACCCUCGCCAGCGAAUGUCCUGUCCGAAAAUGAACCCAUCCCGCGUUUUCACUCCCGAAGGGACGGUAAGCUGGGGUGGAAGCUGCAUGAGUAUCUAUCCUGUGGAUUCCCCCGGUGGGUAUCAGAUGACAGGGCGCACGGUCCCGUGUUGGGAUUACUAUGGCUGGAAAAAGGGUUUUGAAGGGGGCAGGCCGUGGCUGUUUCGCGAUUUUGAUAUAUUGACGUACUACCAGGUCAGUGAAUCAGAGAUGGAUAACCUCCUCCAAGAAUUCCGAACUGGACGGUAUGAUUUUGAAUAUCAGGAAGUGGAGUUUGAUAUGGGGGCGCACAAUAAGUUGCUUGAGGAUACGACGGAGGAGGUGAAGGAGAUUAGGGAAAAGCAGAAUCAUGCACAGGAGGAGAUGAUGGAGAAGGAGAGGGAGAGUUUGGAGAGAUGGAGGAGGGAGAAGGCGGAGAACCAGGUCGAUGAGUCGACGGUGGAAAAGCUGUUGCUGGAUCCGAAGAUUUUGUCGGUAGAGGCCCCGGUGGAUGCGAAUGUUUGGAAGGUGGAGGUCAAAGAGAGCGAUGAGGUUACGGAGGCAUUUGGGUAUUUGCUGACGCAGACGCAGAUCGUUAUCCUCGAAGCUAUGAAACUUGAAAUCGCGGUAAGGACUCCAGAUGCGGUCGUGGCGCAAUUGAAGAAGGGGAAGGUGGUAGUGGAGAAGAUGUUGGUGAAGCCGGGGGAUACGGUGCAGGCGGGUGGACAUAUUGGGUUGCUGCGGGUGGAAUGA
Lindgomyces ingoldianus is the source of this 3825-nucleotide messenger RNA. RefSeq lists its product as uncharacterized. Bases 76 to 3825 code for a protein of 1249 amino acids. Gene Ontology annotation, molecular function: ATP binding; metal ion binding. The record is from RefSeq and is a predicted model, not a curated record. Lineage: Eukaryota; Fungi; Ascomycota; Dothideomycetes; Pleosporales; Lindgomycetaceae. The transcript has 5 exons.